This is a messenger RNA of Cervus elaphus (red deer), 4178 nucleotides long. It is a transcript of the gene TTLL3, whose product is annotated as tubulin tyrosine ligase like 3. NCBI's taxonomy places the organism in Eukaryota, Metazoa, Chordata, Mammalia, Artiodactyla, Cervidae. Gene Ontology annotation, biological process: cilium assembly; protein modification process; cilium movement. The transcript is spliced from 13 exons. Bases 1049 to 3280 code for a protein of 743 amino acids. The record is from RefSeq and is a predicted model, not a curated record. Gene Ontology annotation, cellular component: cilium.
UACAGUUAAAAAUUUUAAAAUUUAUUGCCUCAAUCCCACCAGUGCUCAACACUUAAAUGCUACUAAUGCCUACCACUUCACAUGGUUUUAGAUAGAAUAUUUCCAUCAUUGCAGAAAGUUCUGUUGGACAGGAUGAAAUUCUCUUAGCGACACCUUGAAGUGAAGUUAAAAAACACAACUUAUGUUUGAGUCCUAUUCUUAUGAAUUUGAGCAAGUUAUUUAUAUUCUGUGCCUCAGUUUCUUAAUCUAUAAAGUGGAGAUGUCAGACACUACCUGCCAUUACAAGUAGUGAGUAAACAAUGACUGAUCUUUCCACCAGCCCAGUAUCCAAGCUAUUGGUAACUUCCAUUAUGCUGGUUGUUGGGAGUGACCUUAUCCCUGUCUCAGAGAGACUUGGGGGCCAGUGGAAGUGUUGAGUAUGUAAAUAAAGAGGUGCAUUGAAGUGUUUCAUGUUCACUAAUGGAAGUCAGUGGGAGCCCACAGUGGGGUGUCUUUAUGGAAGAGGAUGCCAAGAAAAGUUUGAGAAGGGUUGGGCUUUGCUGAGUUUUGAAAAGUUUCUUCUAUAUGGCCAAAAGGGGUCUCUUGAAACAGGACAAGGUAGUGUUUAAAGGAAGGAGGGGUUGGGGGUGGGGACAACUUGGACUGCUAUCAUCCCCUUUAUGACAUUACCUCUGUGACCUGCCCCUCCUGUCUUGCAGAAUUAGGUGUGCCCUUCUGUGGGGCACAUGGCCAUAGCCUAGCUUUACAGUGAUUGUUGCCCACGUGAAGGUGCGGUGAAGCUGGACAUCCACUAGAGUAUGGCAGCUGCUCACUCAACCCUCACAGGACAGCAAUGCCUGGCACCUAGCCCACCACCUAGCACGUGGUCUUCGCUGAAUACUGUGGAAUAACUGAAGCCCCAGGAAGCGCUGGAUAAGGAGUCAGGACCCUAUUAGAAACUGGCAGGGCAGCCAGUGCUCUAUGCUUCCAGCUUCAGUGCCCCAUUCAUGAAGGGUGUGGGGCAGGUUCUCUCGUCCUUUGGCGAGGAUUCUCCAAGGCGUCUCAACACAUGGGCCGGCUCAGAAACGCCAAGAUCCACGUGGAGAGAGCUGUCAAGCAGAAGAAGAUCUUUAUGAUCCAAGGUCGCUACCCUGUGAUCCGGUGCCUCUUGCGCCAAAGGGGCUGGGUGGAGAAGAAGAUGGUCCAUCACUUGGGUACCACUUUGCCACAGCCGCACAAGGAUCUGGACAGCUCAGUAAUGGGUGACAGUGACACGACUGAGGAUGAGGAUGAAGAUGAGGAGGAGGCAUUCCGGCCACCACAGCUGUUUGACUUCGAUGAGUUAUUGGAAUUUGAUGACCUACAUGGGACACAUGCUCUGAUGUCACGUAUGGUUCGGAACGAGAUCCCCUACUUCAUCUGGACUACUCGUCGGGACAUCCUGGACUGUCGCUUCCUCUCCAAGGAUCAGAUGAUAAACCACUAUGCUCGGGCAGGCUCCUUUACCACAAAGGUGGGUCUGUGUCUCAAUCUCCGGAAUUUGCCGUGGUUUGAUGAGGCUGAUGCCGACUCCUUCUUCCCGCGCUGCUACCGCCUGGGGGCUGAGGAUGACAAAAAGGCCUUCAUAGAGGACUUCUGGCUGACAGCUGCCCGCAACGUUCUCAAGCUGGUGGUAAAGUGCGAGUGGAAGUCAAACUCUGUCGAAGAAGAAGAGGCCCCAAGAGACAAGCAGCCGAGGAAACAGGAGAAAAAGCCAGCGUCGGUGUCCCCAGAGUUUGUGGAUGAGGCUUUGUGUGCCUGCGAGGAGCACCUUAACAACCUGGCGCAUAUGGACAUCGACAAGGACGUGGAGACCCCGCUCUACCUGAGCCCCGAGGGCUGGUCCCUCUUUCUCCAGCGCUACUACCAAGUGGUCCACGAGGGGGCAGAACUCAGGUACCUCGACACUCAGGUCCAGCGCUGUGAGGACAUCCUGCAGCAGCUGCGGGCUGUGGUGCCCCAGAUGGACAUGGAAGGAGAUCGCAACAUCUGGAUCGUGAAGCCAGGAGCCAAGUCCCGUGGACGAGGUAUCAUGUGCAUGGACCACCUGGAGGAAAUGCUGAAGCUGGUGGACUGCAACCCCAUGAUGAUGAAGGACGGCAAGUGGGUGGUGCAGAAGUAUAUCGAGCGGCCCUUGCUCAUCUUUGGCACCAAAUUUGAUCUGAGACAGUGGUUCCUGGUGACCGACUGGAACCCACUUACCGUGUGGUUCUACCGUGACAGCUACAUCCGCUUCUCCACACAGCCCUUCUCCCUGAAGAACCUGGACAACUCUGUGCACUUGUGCAACAACUCCAUCCAGAAGCACCUGGAGAAUUCAUGCCACCGGCACCCGCUGCUGCCCACAGACAACAUGUGGUCAAGCCAGAAAUUCCAGGCCCACCUGCAGGAGACGGGGGCCCCGAACGCCUGGUCCACGGUCAUGGUGCCCGGCAUGAAGGCCGCCGUGAUCCACGCCCUGCAGACCUCCCAGGACACCGUGCAGUGUCGGAAGGCCAGCUUCGAGCUCUAUGGUGCUGACUUUGUGUUCGGUGAGGACUUCCAGCCCUGGCUGAUCGAGAUCAAUGCCAGCCCCACCAUGGCACCCUCCACGGCUGUCACUGCCAGGCUCUGCGCCGGUGUGCAGGCCGACACCCUGCGUGUGGUCAUCGACCGGCGACUGGACCGCAACUGUGACACAGGGGCCUUCGAGCUCAUCUACAAGCAGCCUGCCGUGGAGGUGCCCCAGUAUGUGGGUAUCCGGCUUCUAGUAGAGGGCUCCACCAUCAAGAAGCCCCUGGCGAUGUGUCACCGGCGGAUGGCGGUCCGCCCAGCCCUCCCUCACCUGCUGGCCCCGAGAGGCCCUGGGGAAAGCAAGGACUCAGGAAGCCCCGCCCACAGGUCAGCUUCUAGGAAAGUUGCUGGGGCCAGAAGCCUGGGGCACACUGAGAAGCCAGAUCCCACUGCCACCACCUCAGCCCCUGGAAAGGGGAAGAAAGGCAAGGCGAGAAGUGCCACAGCCCAGGGCCGCCCCAGUCUCCGGAAGUGGGACACCCCCAGCACGAGGAUGGGCUGCCUUUUUACCAUGACCUUAGCUAGCAGGGACAGGCAUCCCCACUCUUUGAACAGAUCGCCAUUGAGUCUGAAGAACCCGCAGGCCCUGAGUAAGACCCUUCCCCCCAAACACCCCAGGGCCUCAAGACAACAUUUCCCUGUUCUCCAAGCCCCUCCUGACCACCUGGGUUUGCCCCCACCCACAGCCCCACCAGAGAGUCACCGGUAGUAAGUAAAAGCCACUGCUUACAAAGUAUUUUUAAAAACUGCACGACUGAAUGACUGUGAUCCACCGCCCACAAAGUAGUCACGUGGCGAGGCAGCUGUACUCAUUUUGAAGAUGCCAGGCUCAGUCCCAGGUUGAUCUCACUCCAGAGCCUCAACUUUUCCUGCUGCAGUAUUCUGUCUCUGCUGCCGUGCAAAGUUGCCUCUGGGGGAAAGGAACUAAUAUCUGUACAGCACAAAACAGUUUAAACUGUGUCACUACCGGACCAGCUCCUUUAGUUCUCACAGCCUAGUGAGGGAGGUGCUAUGAUCCCCAUUUUCCAGCCGGGGUAUCAGGAAGUGUAAGGAAGUUGCCCGAGGUUGCACAGCUCAGAAGGGGCAGAGCUGGGAUGCAGACCCAGGUCUGUUGGACUUCAUGGCCUGUGUCCUUCCCAUGGCCUCUGGAGAAGGAACGGGGUGGGCUCCAUCUGCCCUCAUCUCCCCCUGCCUCCCCGCCCUCCACGCACACCUCGAGGGGCAGCUGGUCAGCCUCAGCCCCUCCCCAGCCCCUCACGGCCCCUCUUGCUCCCACAGCCCCUUACCACUUCACAAGCCUCCACAGCAAGGCCCAGCUGCCUACUCCCCAUGUGCCCUGGCCCCAGGGGCAGGUCCUCAGACUACAGCACAGCAAGCUGGCGGGCACUAAGGCCCUGUCAACCACAGACAAGGCCUUGAUGACUCUACCAACCGCCAAGGUUUUGAUUUCCCUCCAACCUAACCCUGAGCUCAAGCUGGCACCCAACGCCCUGAAACCAAAAAAGGUGGGCCUCAAACCGUGACCAGUAUCCCGCUGGGCAGUGCUGGCUACCCGGGUCAGGGCUGGAGGGCACAGGCAGAGGGUAGCCCCCAGGCUGGCCUGUGCC